GGGAUUUACAAACUACUACCCUCGUCUUACACGGAGGCUGAUGUAGCUGACAAUCUAAUUCAUACGAUUCAUUUAUUGGCAUCAUUCGGAUUUAAUCUUAAUUUUUAAAACUAAUCAUGUGGAUUUAUUCUAAAUUCUCAUGUGCAAGACUACUCUCGAUUCUUUGCAUAAGCAAUUUACACAGAUUCCUGUAUAUUAUUAUGUGUUUGUCGGUUAUUCCUAGAGCAUAUUGUUCACAAGUGCCAAACUGGGUCAAAUCAGUCAAUAAAGAUCUAGGACCGUUAACUUUGCCACCAUCUGCAUUUUCUGCAAGCUCUGUUUAUCAGAAUAAACCAGAAUAUCAACCGUACAAAGCGAAUUUUGUAGUGUUUGCUUCGAAAGAAGAAAUUUCCGGUGCAUGGUGUCCAGCUAAAUUAAUUCAUAAAGAAUUAGAUGAAUGGCUUCAAGUUGAUUUUGGUGCAUUGAAACUUAUUAAAGUUCUUUUCUCAGAAGGUGGAGGUUUAAAUCAUAAUGCAUUUGUUCCAAUGUUUAUGAUUAAAUAUCAACGUGAAGAUAAUUCCAAAUGGUAUGAAUAUCGAAUGAGAAAUGGAAGUAAAUUACUUCACGCAAAUCGUAAUAGUCAAACAAUAGUCAUUCAAUUAGAUCCACCAAUUAUAGCAAAACGAUUACGAAUAUUGCCUUAUACUAUGGAAUCUGAUCCAAAAUUAAUGUGCCUUCGAUUGGCUAUUUAUGGAUCUGUAUUCAAUGAUGGAGUUAUAGAAUAUUCAAUUCCUGAAGGUGAUAUCUAUCGUCUGGAUCCACGUGGGGAUUUUGCUUUGAAUGAUACAAAUUAUGAUGGUGUAUUAAUAUCUCCUGAAUCAUCUUUGACGGUCACCAGCAGCACUAAGGAAUUAGAUCAUGUGGAUAAACAACAACAACAACAGCAACAACGUACCGCUUAUCUGACUGGUGGCCUUGGUCUACUCAUGGAUAAACAAUAUUUUGAAGGCAGUCUACCUGAACAAAUAGACAGUAGUAGUAGUAGUCCUGUGGUUGUUGGUUGGUUUCGACGAAAACCUACUACUAAUCCAUCUGGUCGUAUUACAAUGUUGUUUAAAUUUGAUCAAGUUCGCAAUUUUACUCAAUUACGUAUUCAUACAUUGAAUUCAUUGGAUUAUAUUGCAUUGUUUCGUCGAAUCUCUAUUCAAUUCAGUAAUGGUGGUCGUUAUUUUGAUCGAAAUUAUGCACCAGUUGUAGUAGAUAUACAUCGUGAUAUUUACAAUUCCAAACCACGUUGGAUUCCUAUUGAUCUAGGCUUUCGCAGUGGUCGUUAUUUACGAAUUACCUUAUGGUUUGAUUAUGAUUGGAUUGUUAUUUCUGAGAUUACUUUUGAAUCAUCUUAUUUAUCAAAUGAUGUUGUUAUACAUACAGAACAAUCUGAUGAUCCUGUCCAGAAAACUGUUGAUUUCGAUUCAUCUGAUAUUGACUUGGAGGCAGAAAGAUUAUUGAUCAUGUCAAAAUCAUCAUCAUCAUCAUCAUCUGAUCAAGCACAAAGUUCAUCAUUGAAGAAUCCAACUUCAAUACAAAAUGAUCCGGAUAUUGAGAAGCAAUCGUCACUAUCAUUAUCACAAGUUACACUAUCUACUACGGUGUCAUCAUUAUCCCCGUUCGAUGCACCAAUUAGUGCAACAUUCAAAUUGAGAGGAUCAAAUAUACCAUAUAUCAUUGCAAUUAUCUGUUGUUGUUUAGGCUCAUUUGCAUUUGCAUGCAUUUUUGCAUUUAUGCUAUUUCGAUUAAAACGUUGUCGAAAAAGACGUUUGAAAAAGUUACAAAAACAACAAAAACUUUCACAUACAUUAGAUAAACAACAAUCUUUACAUCAUCAACAUUUAUUACUUACAACAGCUGGACAAAAUCAGAACUCUUUAUCGUCCUGCUUAUCUACUCCUCCGAUUUCUUCAUCAUCAUCAUCUACAACGGUACCAACUUCUGUGCCUCCUGGUAUUAUUUCUGCUUUAAACAAUUCAACAUUAUAUCAAUAUAAUCAAUUAAAAUUGUCUAAUGGAAAUCAUUAUACUACUGGUAAUCAUGGGAAUAGCAACAGCAACAACAACAAUAAUAAAAUGAUAAAUUCCAAUGUUGUCAAUCUCUUACAAACUCCUCCAACAAUGAUGGAUAUGCCUAAUAAUAAUCAUACACAUUUAAAUGGUACUUUAUCUCAAGGCUAUUCUGAAGUGUUAACUCAUCAUCAUCCAACUGGAACAAUUUGUGCUCCAUACUAUUCCACUAGUGGCAUUGAUCAAGAUGGCUUGCUAGCUUUGCAAUUAUUACAACAUGGUCAUACGGUCGGGUCGAAUUUCUCUGCAUUGAAUGGUUUGACAUUAGCUCGUCGUGGAUUAUCUGAUAAUAAUAAUAAUAAUAGUAAUAACAAAAAUAGUCCUAAUGUUUUCACUGCACAUCCAAUGGUUACACUAGGAACAGAUAACAAAGUAAUUGGUGUAAAUUUACCGCCAACACCACAAUUAAAAAACCAUUUACUCUGUCCACAAAACAAUACUAAUAAUAUUAACAAUAUUACUAACGGUGUAAUGAAUUCCGCUUUUGUCGGCCCGCAUUCGACAAUACCCUCACCUCUUCCUCCUCCCCCUCCACCAGAUCAACCGUUACCACCUUUGCCGAAUUUAUCAUCAAAUGCAAACAAUACAAAUAAUCACUUAUUGAUUAAUACAUCAUUGUCUCCUGUUUUCCCGUAUUCUGCCUCUGCCGCUGUAUCACAAGCAUAUCCAACUGAAAAUGGUUUUAUAUUAUCUAUAGACAGUCCAAUGCCAGAAUAUGCAAGUGCUUCACUAUUCAGUGGUACAGGAAGUGGAACAAUUAGUUUAGGUCCAAAUGAUCUUAGAAAUUCAAUCAUUUCAAAAACUACCCUGGAUAGUAGUUGUGAUGCAAAUAAAUAUAAACAAUUAAUGGAAACUUAUUGUGUACCACAACAUAUGAACUCAUAUUUUUGGCCAUCAAAUAAUACCAAUCAUGUAAAUCAAUAUCAGCUAAAUUUUGAUGGUAUUCCUCAACUAUCUGCUCCUAUUGCAGUGACAGUACAAGCAGCGACAACAGCAACAUCACCAUCCGAUACUACUCAUCAAAAUGCACAAAAUAGUAGUAUGGAUAAUGAAAAUCUUUCAGAAAGUUUCGAUUCCAGUGGUAUGUAUUAUUUAACGCAUAGAAAACAUUACAUCAAUGCUAAUAAUAACAAUAAUAAUAAUAAUAUUUCCUCGAAUUUAAUUCAUCAAAAUCCUGCAGUGUUUUUACCACUGAAUGUUGGUCCGGGUGCCUCACCGACAGUCGCCGAAGCACAACCACCACCACCUCCACCACCGGGUACACAUUUAAUACCGAUUCGUACAAUCGGUCUACGAUCAGCCAGUGGUAGUGCCACGAAUGGUGGGAUUAUACUAGCGAAUAAAGAUGAUUUAAUAUCUAAUAUACAUCAUCAAUCUAAUCUAACUCAAACUACUACUAGUCCAAAUCAUUUUUACCAUCAUCAUCAUCAUGGUGAUGAAGAGAAGAAAGAUUUAAACAAUUUUACCAUACAACAAAUCACCACUAUUACACCAAAUAGGUAGGCGAUGUUCGCGUUUUUUUUUUUGUAGAUUUCAUAAAUCAGAAACUUUUUCUACUGUUAACCAGUUCAUUUCAUAUUACGACGAAAUGUGAAGAACAUUGAAUUAUGUAUAGGCUUUGAUAUUCAAUAUUGUUACAUUGAUUGUUUCAAUGAAAGAAACUCUAUGUUUUCCCUGUGAUGAUCAUAGUUCUCUUAUUAUAGUGUUAUGCAAAUUAUUUAACAUACUACCCAUUGAAAAAUUUUAAACACAAUGCCAUAAUGCUCUCUU
Messenger RNA from Schistosoma turkestanicum, 3866 nucleotides. The record is from the annotation of a GenBank genome assembly. NCBI's taxonomy places the organism in Eukaryota, Metazoa, Platyhelminthes, Trematoda, Strigeidida, Schistosomatidae.